AUGAGCUGCUCAUCUUUCGGAGACGAGGCGCAGAAUUUCAUGAGUGUUUGGGAGGUAGAAGCAGCUGGAAGGACGAAGAUAAUGGAAGCGAAGGAACGACGCAUGAAACGCAUCGAAGAAGCCAAAUAUCUAGCCCUGGUUGAAAUCGAGCAGUUCAGAGAGGAAAAAGAGGCAGAGUUCCAAGAAAUAUGUGAUUCGAUGAAAGAAAGCAUCCAGGAGAAAGCCGAGAAAGCACGUGAAUUGGCUAAACGUGAACUCGAGUAUAUGGAAGAAAGGGUGAAACUAUGUAAGCCACUGGUGCUUGAACUCCUUGUAACACUAGCCACCAACCCCAAAUACUCAGUACAUCGCAAUGUCGAUACCCGUCGAUGGAUUCAAGGACUUGACAAAAGAACACAAAUGCCACCAGAUCGAAGAAUGUGUGACAAGGCCACAUGGGAACUUGUACAACGUUAUGCAUCUAACUGUGAAAAGCUAGCAUCGCAGAUCAACAUUGGAAAACGUAAAAAACAUCAUUAA
Molecule: messenger RNA, 519 nt
Organism: Cooperia oncophora
Lineage: Eukaryota; Metazoa; Nematoda; Chromadorea; Rhabditida; Trichostrongylidae
Source: the annotation of a GenBank genome assembly